Styela clava is the source of this 2204-nucleotide messenger RNA. RefSeq lists its product as uncharacterized. Lineage: Eukaryota; Metazoa; Chordata; Ascidiacea; Stolidobranchia; Styelidae. The record is from RefSeq and is a predicted model, not a curated record.
UUGCAUAGGAUAUAUUCCGACGCGAAUAGACUGAAGCUUCAUUCUAAGCUUUGCUGUUCGGAAAUCUACUUUCAUCGAAGCAAAGUUGACAAAAAUCUUGGAUUCAAAAUGAAGAUUCCGAUUCGACACAGUUUCAUCGGACUCAUACUGUUGAUGGAGGCUUGUUUAUUGAUAAAAGGAGAGCAAUGCUGGACGCCUAUGGUUUGCGACGAUCAACCUACUUGGAGAGAAAUUACGAAUGGACAGUGCACGAAAGAAGAAGAGAAGGCUUUGGAAGCUUUAACGGAACAAUUAGACGGGAUGAAAACUAAGUUCUAUCAAUUAAAAAAGACUAUGGAAAAAUUAAAGACGAACUCCGUGCCACCCUCUGUUGUAGGUGUAAGAAGAAACGACCGCAAAGAAACGACCACGCCCCAGGUUACAGUACUUACCUGCCCAGCACCUAAAGCUCCAGACAACGGGACUGUAGACACUACGACCGCACCUGACUUCGAGUUUGGUCAGACUAUCAGAUAUUCAUGCAAUGCUGGAUACGUUCUUCAAGGAUCAAACAUAGGAAAAUGCAAUGAAAAAGGAACAUGGGGGGACGUGGCGACUUGCGUAGAUGUUUUCACAUGUGAUUUUGAGUCUUCAAUCAACCCAACAUGCGGCUACACCAGAGUUAAUGGAACAUUUCAGAGAGAAUACAGAGUUAAAGACUUUACAGGUCAUGUUCUUGCUGGUACUGGUACAAUCAGAUCCUUACCCAAGGCUUUGGCUAACAACGAGGAAGUAUGCAUGAGUGUCGCCAUAAAAGGGACAUCUGAUGGAGAACUGGUGGCCAAAGCUAACAAUGGAACUGUAACGGAAGCAAUCUGGCCGUUUUCUGCUUCGACUACCUGGAAGACCGAGAAAUUCAUUUUAAAGAAAAAAAACUCUGCAGAUACCGAGGUCCAACUUGAGCUUGUGGCAUCCGGGAAUGUAGAGUUAGACAACAUAACAACUUUGAACUCUUCCGAAUGUUAUGGUCUAGCUACACCAUGUACGAAGCGAAAUCUAGAGAAUGCAACAAUUUCUCCUGAGCAAGAAUUGUACAGUAAAGAUCAGGAGGUCAGUUACUCUUGCAGCAAUGAUUCCAUUUUGGAAGGGGAACACAUGGGAACAUGCAAGGCUGACGGUUCAUGGUCCACAACACCAGCGUGCACAAAAUGCGGUGUUGUCUAUAAUUCGAAGUGUUUUCGAGCGAUCGUUUAUGACGUGAAAAACGUCACAUUCAGCGUCGCUAAAUCUCUUUGCAAAAACAAACUUGCUAACAUUUAUGACGUCACACACUUCAAUCUGGUUCGAGAUUAUUUACGAUCAAUGAUUCCUGAUGGAGAGUCAUUGAUUUUUGUUUGUACGGGAAUGAGUUACGAGAACAGUCAGCUGUAUUCAACGACAGGCCAAGCUAUGUCUCUGCCAACUGAGGUUUGGCGUUCUGAUUAUCCGAUUUCCCAAGAAUCGUGGACAACUGUUGCUGUUCGUGUCCAUCGAAAACCGGAAUACAAAUAUCAAGGGAUUUAUAAUUAUGCCCCUACCUAUGGAUAUUUCGGAGCCAUCUGUGAAAAUGAAUUAUAACUCUGUCCAUUGAAUAAUUCAUAAUCAAAACCUGUAUAAAUACUUGAGUUAUGAGUAUUUGUUAUUCACCCUGGUAACCUAAUCAAAACAUACUAUUUCCACAAUUGAACAAGCCAAUGCUCUUGUAUUCCCAAAUAUUCAUUAGCCCCGCUUGCAGCCUAAUGUACACCCGAACUUACUAUGUCCACGGCCAACAGUUGAACGAGCAUAUGAAGUAAAUAAAACCGGCAUGCGGUAUAUAACCCUCAUAUUGGAUUCAGUUGAGGUGUAGGGUAACUACUUAUAAUUCGUAUAAUUUGUAUAAUUUAUCGAUACUUUUAUUUGAUGAAUGCCUUUAAAACGUCACGAUGAUGGAGCUUUUUGAAUUUAUAAGGAAGUUUCGAAUUAUAUUGAUAGUUAAAAAAGCUGAAAAAUAAUUUGAAAUUUCACUGUCACUUGAACAAAAUGUUAAAAAUUUAACAAAAUCAAUAACAGCAUUGUAUUGUCUUUCAAAAUAAAUAAGUUUUAUAUUUUGUAACUCAAACAUAGCAAGAAAUUUCAUUUUUUUUCGCUUUUCCUUUUUCUUGUAUGUGAAUUAUUGUGAUAUACAAUUUUUUCAUCAACUUUGC